Molecule: messenger RNA, 1584 nt
Organism: Manihot esculenta (cassava)
Lineage: Eukaryota; Viridiplantae; Streptophyta; Magnoliopsida; Malpighiales; Euphorbiaceae
Product: gibberellin 20 oxidase 2
Exons: 3
Coding region: 126-1238 (370 amino acids)
Biological process (GO): gibberellin biosynthetic process; response to light stimulus; unidimensional cell growth
Molecular function (GO): gibberellin 20-oxidase activity
Source: RefSeq, a predicted model, not a curated record
UGACGCAACAGUAGUGAAAACAAUAAGAUUCCAAUAUUUUCCAAAGAACGGCCUUGGCUUUUCUCUUCACUCUCUUCCCUCUCGCUGAGCCAACCUCAUCUCCUCCAUCCACAAAUUCACGCAAAAUGUCCAUUGAUAUCUGCACGUCAAACAUGGCAAUUGAAAAACAAGAACCUGUUGUUUUUGAUGCCUCCAUUAUUCAACAUCAAGCCAACGUACCCUCUGAGUUCAUUUGGCCUGAACAUGAGAAGCCCUGCCUCGAGUCCCCGGAACUUGUAAUUCCUCCCAUUGACUUGGGAAGCUUUUUGUCUGGAGACCCUUCUGCUGUCUCAAAAGCUUUUCAGCUCAUUAAUGAGGCAUGCAGGAAGCAUGGCUUCUUUUUAAUUGUUAAUCAUGGUGUUGAUUUGGGACUUAUAGCUAAAGCUCAUGAGUAUAUGGACAAGUUCUUUAGCUUGUCACUAGCGGAGAAGCAAAGAGCUCAGAGAAAGUUAGGAGAACACUGUGGAUAUACUAGUAGCUUCACUGGCAGGUUCUCCUCCAAACUUCCGUGGAAAGAAACUCUCUCUUUUCGAUACUCUGAUGAUGAUCAGUUGUCCAACAUUGUCCAAGAAUAUUUUUUCAACGUCAUGGGAGAAGAAUUCGAAGAUUUUGGAAAGUUGUAUCAAGAAUACUGUGAAGCUAUGAAUACUCUGGCCCUCAAGAUUAUGGAGCUUUUGGGAUUCAGUCUAGGUGCUGGCCGGGAAUACUUUAAAGAAUUCUUUAAGGGAAAUGAUUCCAUAAUGAGAUUAAAUAACUAUCCUCCCUGCCAGCAACCUCAUUUAACACUCGGAACUGGGCCUCACUGUGACCCUACCUCCUUAACAAUCCUUCAUCAGGAUGAAGUUGGUGGCCUCCAAGUGUUAGUCGAUGAGAAAUGGCAUUUCGUUCGCCCUGACCCUCAAGCUUUUGUUGUCAAUAUCGGCGAUACAUUCAUGGCCUUAUCAAAUGGCAUUUUCAGGAGUUGCUUGCACAGAGCGGUGGUAAACAAUAAAACAGUUAGGAAAUCCAUUGCCUUCUUUCUGUGUCCAAACAUGGACAAGGUGGUGAAGCCGCCGAAUAACUUGAUCGACUCCAACAAUCCAAGGUUGUACCCGGACUUCACAUGGUCGGAGCUGCUAGAAUUCACUCAGAAACAUUACAGGGCCGACAUGAAUACCCUAGAUGUCUUUGGUAGCUGGCUGCUACAGAAGAACACUUGAAGCUGAGAGUGGGAUUUGCUACAGAAUGAUGGGUCUAAAGGAAAAGGGCAACAUAAACACCAAAAAAAAUAUGCCAGCGGGUCUGUGGUUGGGUUUUAUGGUCCGAAAGUUGGAGAGAAUAUUUGCAAUAUAAUAUAAAUAAAAGAAGCAAAUAGUAAGAAUAGAAAUAUUUAAAAAUUCUCCAACUUCUUUUAAUUUUAUUUUUAUUUUAAUUCAGAAAGGAUUCUGUGUGAUUGGCCUCAAUUGGAUUGUUCGACCAUCAUGCUGUACUGUAGUGCAAGUAAAGAAGUCUUUGUUUAAUAGAUUAAAUUCUAAAUAAAAAAAUGCAUCUCAGAUAAGAUAUGGA